UAACAAGCACCAAAAUAAUCCAAGCUGACAGAGCAGGUGCAGACAGCUCGCAGUCUGUGAGCAGGAGAAAUGGGCUGCUUGAGAAUGUGUUUGUGUGGUAGAGUCUGGAACUUACUGUCUGCAGGAAACCCUGGGGUGGAUGUAAGAGGCCCAAGUCCAAGAGAUGGAAGAGGGGGUCAGCGCUGGAGUACAGCAGCCAAAGGCCAGGGUGAUCGGGGCGCUAUGUCUGGCUCUGUCAGUAACCAGACAGGCCUGGUGAAUGUCACCAGCUGUGUGACCCCAACACUGACGCUCAACCUGCGCUCAUCACACAACGAGCUGCUUAAUGCUGACAUCAAGAGAUCGACGCCACCCAAAGGCCGUAAGGUUUAUGCUUCUACUGACCUUCAGACUGCCAUGGGACUGGCUGAUGAGACUGCCAAUAGCAAGUGGCUGAAGGACGGACGAAAUCAGAUGCGCAAGGCUGCCGAGAACGAGAGAAAAGACCAGAAUUGGAACGUUACCUCGAGAACGGAGGAGAUUGAGAGCUCUGCAAAGAAGGAGCAACAAGAAUCAGCAGACAAGGAGCAAGCAGUGAACCAGGCUGGUUCCCAAAGUAAAGGCUUCCUCAGUUACUACAUGGGCCUGGAACUCUCCCUCAAUGCAUGUGGUGGGAAUUCUGACAAAGGACAACCACUGGUCAUCCAGUUGGAUCAGGGAGACUUUGAGGCAUGUGAGUCAGACUCAGCAAGUCAACCAUCUGAAAUCCGGUCAGGUUCCAAAAUGCGUGGAGAGCAGCCACUGGAAGAUGCAAAAGUCGGACUGACCAACCCAUUGGAGGCACCCAGUGACCAUCGGAAAAGCUCAUGUCUGUUGUUUGGAAUGAAAAAUACAGCAGCUAGUGAUGAGGACUCGAGUUGGACCAGCCUUUCCCAAGGCAGUGCUUCUUGGAGUUCCCCUGACGAUAUAGAUCCAAUCUGGAAUCGGAAUUCAUUUGAGACAGAUGCAGACCUGCCCUCUGGCUGGAUGCGGGUACGAGACACCUCGGGGACCUAUUACUGGCACAUUCCAACGGGAACAACUCAGUGGGAGCCGCCGCCACCUGCCUGUGACCAGGAAUCAGGAUCUCGGAAACCUUCUGUCAUGUCACAGUGUACGACUCCCUUGGAGGAUCAACAGGAGAUCCAAACCACAACUGAGACCUCAGAUACGAGUCUGAAAGAGUUUGAGGGGGCAACACUAAGAUAUGCAUCUUUGAAUCUCGGAGGCCAAACAGAAGAGGAUAAUUACAAAAAUAUCCUAAAUACUGAUGAUGAGUCAAAGUGUUUUUCUGUCCGCUCCCUUGGUUGGGUAGAGAUGUUGGAGGAGGACCUCGCUCCAGGAAAGAGCAGCAUUGCUGUCAACAACUGCAUACGACAGCUGUCCUACCACAAGAACAACCUGCACGAUGCUGCAGGAACCUGGGGGGAGGGUAAAGACAUGCUGCUACUGCUUGAAGACGACACGCUGAACCUCAUCGAUCCCCUGGGCCAGAAUUUGCUACAUACACAACCGAUUGUCAGCAUCCGGGUAUGGGGUGUCGGCCGGGACAGUGGGCGGGAUUUUGCCUAUGUCGCCAGAGACAAACUGACGCGUGUACUGAAAUGUCACGUAUUCCGGUGUGACCUGCCAGCAAAGGCCAUUGCCACCAGACUGCAUGAAAUCUGCUCAAAGAUCAUGGCUGACAGGAAAGAUACCAAGACCUCGAUGAACGGGAUGCUGUUUGACCAUUCAAAGCUUGUCGAUGUCCCAUUCCAAGUGGAAUUUCCAGUGCCCAAGAGUGAGCUUGUUCAAAGGUUCCAAGUGCUGUACUUGGGAAAUAUUCCAGUGACGAAGCCUGUAGACACUAGGCACAUCUGGAGAUCAGGGAUGCUGGGAGCCAAUCGUGGGUCAGGGAUGCAGAGAUCAGGUAUGGAUGUGAUAAACAGUGCACUGGAGAACACUAUUCAAAGCAGCUGUAAACAGAACUGGACCCCAGUUAUCGUCAAUGUGGCUUCAGCAACUCUCACUAUUAUCAGUGAGGAGAGUGAAGAGGUUCUGACAGAAUGCCGGGUGCGUUUCCUCUCUUUUAUGGGUGUUGGCCGAGAUGUCCAUUCCUUUGCCUUCAUUAUGGCUGCUGGUCCUGAUCAGUUUGAUUGUCACAUGUUCUGGUGUGAACCCAAUGCUGCUGGCCUAUCAGAGGCUGUACAGGCAGCGUGCAUGCUGCGAUAUCAGAAAUGUUUGGAUGCUCGGCCUCCAGGACUUGGCAACUCGCUGACUGUGCCAUGUGCAGAUUCUGUCGCCAGGAGAGUUGGUUCCAGUGUUAAGAAGGGGGUUCAGUCCCUCCUGGGCUCCUUGAAACCCAAACGCUCUGGAUCGCAGACUCCCUAACAGCUCCAAGGCUAAGAUUGGACCUGCACUUGUGGACUCUUUCCUCUUAAAUAACAAACUGCCAACAAGAACAAUUCAAAUUCAUGUGCCAGUGAGUAAAGCCCACAACUAAAACUUCUCUGUCUGCUUCCUCCCGUUUCUCUCUGUCCUCCCUGUCUACAUCUCUCUGUACACUCUGUUUCUCCACUCCCCACACCUCUCUCCCCACCAUGUGUCUUUCCAAACAUUUUAUGCCUUCUCCUAGCCUCUGGCAUCUUCUCCUCCCACAUCACCCCCUCUCUCCUGGCCCACUGCACCUCUCCUCUCUCUUUACAGGCUGAGAAGACACCAAGAGUUUUCUAGUGAUUGUCUCUCCAGGCAGCCUGAAUCCAGCAUUGCCCCUGCAAAGGGGCUGCUGUCUGGGGGCUGUUGCUGAUUUUGGAGCUCAGUACCAGUAAAACCUGAUACUUCAGAAAAUGUUGAUUUCUAAAUUGAUGUUUUGAUUUGUAAAAUAAUGAUGGUUUAGAUAUCUAGGGGCUGGGCCUGUAGUUGGAAAGCAGUGACAAACCUGGGAGAGCAGAGCAUUUCCAGGGCUUGAGUCUGAGGCUAAAGAGCAGCAAUGGACCUCCUUCCCCAAAGUUGUAAAGACUUUCAGCAUCCGAAGAGUUUGAAAAAUCCACAAAAUUCCUCCUUUCAAGCAGGAAGUGGAAUUUGAGUGCCUUUUUUGUUGGACUGUACAGUUAAUCAUGAAAACUCUACAGAAUAUUCCUGAACAACACUACACCUAUCCUAGCAACCAGAAACAGUAUCCUUCACUAUGGCAACACUACAGCUUCCUCCACGGCAACGAACCUCUCUCUCCCAUCCCUCCAUUUGCUGGCAGCCAGUAUUUUCACAGGGAUCGAUCUGCCUGUGUUCUCUCUCUUUCUGCACUUUUCUUGCUGUUAUAUGACUGCUCAGACCCUAUGGAGAGCUAUUCAGGAUCAGAAAACCAUGGUGAUUACACUCUCCAUAUAUCUGUCUGAAUCUGAGAUGGACCCCAGCCUAGACACUGAAGAACUUGUCGUUUCUAAUCACUAGGUCUCUGCACCUUGAACUAGGUUUGCUGUAAGUUGUGAUGGGUAUGUGAUGGAGAAUCUUGUUAUUCCCACAGUAAUCCCACCAUAUGCAGACAGUGGGAGUGAUUCUGAGUCUCACUCAUUACCAAACUGGAAUCAUACUCAAAAUCAAGUUGUGGAUUUGUGUUAACAAGGUGUAGAGCUGGAAGAAGGUUCUAGCCCUGAAAUGUCAGCCUUCCUGCUCCUCUGAUGCUGCUUGGCUUGCUGUGUUCAUCCAGCUCUACACCUUGUUAUCUCAGAUUCUCCAGCAUCUGCAGUGCCCACUAUCUCAGGUGGAUUUGUGUAUUGUGAAUGACAAGCAGUGACUAUGGACAUGUAUUAUCACUAGUGAGUUGAUCAUGCCUCAUACUGAUCUUAUGUUUAAAAUGUACCCCCUGCACGUUCGAAAUAUUUAAUUUAAACAUGGGAUGGGAAUGAAACAAUGUCAACAAGGCCAAUUCGAGGUGACCCAAGAGUGGGAGCUCACUAUGGCACUGCACUCAUGAUCAUUAAUGUUCAGGGAACUGCUGCAGCCAGGGCUUUGCCCAAGCAACAGUUGUCCCCUACCUCAGCCCUCUCAAUGAUGGUAGUAAUAUUGACUCAGCCAGUUCCUGCCUGUCCAACACCAUUCCCCCGUCCCAAAAUCUCCUGUGACCUGAGCUCAAAAAUGAUGACUCCUGUAAACUACCUUAAAUGUUGGUUUGCAUUAAAAUCAUGUCUUUAUUAUUGACAUUCUGUACCUGUAUUUAAUGUGCAAACAUUAAUAAUGAGAUUUAAUUACCAUGAGCAUUGUAAGGGCGCAGUGGAUGUUUACGUGGUACUAACCUCUCACACUUACAACAGCUGCUGGAUGCAUUACACUCCUGAACUUACACAGGCUCAAAAAACCAUGACAGCCCUUAAAUGUUGGAGAGGUGGGGGAGGGACUUGUCCCACACUGACCCUUGGGCUAUCUGUGUUGGAUAAUAGAUUCCUUGAGUAACAACAUUAAUUUUCAAACAGAAUUGUAUGAAAAAAACUGUGGGGCUUAACCUGUGUGUUAUUGUGAAUUAACAAAAUAAACGUCACAGUGUCGUGUCUCCUCAUGA
This is a messenger RNA of Stegostoma tigrinum, 4552 nucleotides long. RefSeq names its product amyloid beta (A4) precursor protein-binding, family B, member 1 (Fe65) (gene apbb1). The record is from RefSeq and is a predicted model, not a curated record. Lineage: Eukaryota; Metazoa; Chordata; Chondrichthyes; Orectolobiformes; Stegostomatidae. The transcript is spliced from 14 exons. Gene Ontology annotation, cellular component: cytoplasm; nucleus. Gene Ontology annotation, molecular function: amyloid-beta binding; transcription factor binding. Bases 70 to 2388 code for a protein of 772 amino acids. Gene Ontology annotation, biological process: regulation of DNA-templated transcription.